Molecule: messenger RNA, 1894 nt
Organism: Aplosporella prunicola CBS 121167
Lineage: Eukaryota; Fungi; Ascomycota; Dothideomycetes; Botryosphaeriales; Aplosporellaceae
Exons: 1
Coding region: 280-1575 (431 amino acids)
Source: RefSeq, a predicted model, not a curated record
AGACGGCUAUUGCUGUCAAUUCGGAACAUAACAAUAGGACUGGACUCGCGGCUUCGGUCAAAGAGUGUUGCUCGAAGCGUGCGUUCGAGGCCACAGACAAAGAGGAGUUCGAUCGAAUGCGAUCAUGGCCGCCAUUGCGACAAAGCUCUUUGUCUAUGCUGCCCGGCGUCGAUGCUAUAUAUAUGUGAUGUGUAAAGCCAUGAUGCCGCACACACAGAGCAACACGCCGAUUCGCGUGAUGCUCUCAGAUCGGAAAGACGACCAGCUUCGGGAACGGCAAUGGCAGCGCAAUUACCGCUAUGGCUAGACCACAUUAGCUUCGACGAGCUGCGCGCCGGGGGAUACAUAGACCUGGACCAGCCCUUCCGCGAUGAACUCUCCGCCAGCGAGAUCCAUCCACUAUUCGGGCCAAGCCAAUGGAUUAAUAUCGAUCAGCAAUCGCUUGACCUGCUGGAGCCGACGUUCAAGCUGGCGUCGAAGUUGCUGGCGCACCCGCGCAUCCUGCUCUUCUGGCACGCGCUUAUGAACAACCGUCGCUUUAUCCGGAGUCGGCGUCUGGCUGGCAUGUUCGGCAGGAAGUGCGAGCGCUUCGACCCCAAGCCCGAGCCGCUCAGUGCCCAGGAGUCCAACAAGGUCCUGGAAGCGUUGGAAGGCCUGUGCCAUGGCCAUCGCUUUAUGUUCGUUGCGGAGGCGGAGUUACCGGGUGCGGAUGCGACCACGGACCGCUCUGGACUUUUUACACUUCCUGGCGUCCCUGUUAUACAGCCACAGGGAGGGUACCAAGUGAGACACGCGUCAACAUCUCGGAUCAGCGCGCGCUACCUUGAGACCCUUCAGCGCUACGACCAUGCCAGCAGUUACGCUUCCCCAAGGCCAGGAACGGUGCCCAGCCCGGACGACCUGCCCACUACGGCGUCGAUUCUGCGGACCUGUUUCCACCUCGCCAAGACGUUGGUUCACGAGUUGUGCCACGCGAUCAAUUGGGCGUUUACGCACUAUGAUGAGCGGUCCAGGGUGCCCGAGAUUCGAAUCAAGAUUGAGCCGUUCUUCAUGGACCAGAUACGCUGCGAGGUGGGACGGGCGUGGGAGUCUUUCGUCUUCGGGGGGCAGGUUGACGGAAUCGGAGAUGGGCUGGGCAUGCAGUACGGCAUCAGCGUGAGCAAGUGGCCGCAUCCAUUUUGCGACGAGGGCCAAGCGCGGGCGCCGAUCCGAAGCCCAUUCCGGACAAGCUACGCCAUUCCCAUGGCGUGGGUGCAGCGGCUAUGGACAGCAGGCUUCUGGCAGGACGUCGAAAGGUACGGGUUGCAGGAGCUGCGGCCGGCGAAGCUUCUGGGGCUGCGGCGAACAGUAACGGCGGGGCCCGUGGCGGUGCUGCUGAGCGACGAGGCUGAGCAGUGGCUGGAGUGCUUCAGUGACGACGAAGCCAACUCUGAGCUCAGCAACGCGGCGCGGGCGGCAUUGGUGCAGCGGUGCAUGCAGGCCCAGGUCAACGAGCUGGUUGGCGCGGGCGAUGCGGACAGCUCAGACAGCAGCGUGCUGCGGUAUGCGGACGCGCAGGGCGUGGUGCGCGACUGACUGUGAAUGAUCACGGCUCACGGCAGACGCGGAUCAAAGCGUGACGAUCAUGACGCGGAUCUCGUUACAUCGGGUGCGGAGAACCUUGAAAGAGCGCGGCCACGUGACGCAGGUCGGAUGGGCUGACACGAGGGUGCAAUUUGGGGGCUUCGGAGAGUGAUGGAGAAAGUCGGGAGCGGUGCCAACUGGCGGGCAGACAUGACGUCCCAAGAAUAGGCAGUCACCCUAGACCCCGGGCUGUUGUGGCGGCAGGAGCCCACGGUGCCCCUUGCGACUGCCAAUUCAAUUCCUGAAUCCUGGGGCGGCCUGGCGGGUUCAG